AUGAUUUGUGCGCAUCAUAAAGCAUUAUGUCAAAAUUUCUUGCAAUGGAAAGUUGAUAUUGAUGAAAACGAUGCACAACUGAAAAUCCUAAAUGAGGCAGCUGUGUCACUUCGUGAGCGGCAUCAGAGCAUAACAGCGCAGUUGUCCAAAGGACCAGUAGAUUUUCAAACAGUGAUACAGUUGGAGGACGAAAUUAGAAAGGUCGAGGCACAGGUGAACAUGUGGAUACGGGAAUUGGCUGAAAUUAAUAAAGCACGAACUAAACUUGAGAUGAAGUUUGUGUGUUUACGAUCGGAUAUACGCUUGAAUACGGUGAAUAUUGAAGUAGCAAAUGUGGAUAUCGAUCGAAUUGAAUUAGACUAUCGUCAAAUGUGGAAUGAUUGCUUGUAUAACGAUGAUAGCAAUGAUGAUAAACCUAUUAGUAACGAUAACUGCCAUAAUUAA
Molecule: messenger RNA, 444 nt
Organism: Loa loa (African eye worm)
Lineage: Eukaryota; Metazoa; Nematoda; Chromadorea; Rhabditida; Onchocercidae
Exons: 4
Coding region: 1-444 (147 amino acids)
Source: RefSeq, a predicted model, not a curated record